Molecule: messenger RNA, 702 nt
Organism: Prosopis cineraria
Lineage: Eukaryota; Viridiplantae; Streptophyta; Magnoliopsida; Fabales; Fabaceae
Product: transcription factor GTE11-like
Exons: 6
Coding region: 1-702 (233 amino acids)
Molecular function (GO): protein binding
Source: RefSeq, a predicted model, not a curated record
AUGGAAAAUAUGAAACAUGCUGCACAAUUGACAUCUUCAAAUGGUAUGUCGAUGAAGCAGUUUCAGAAUUUACUUAAUUGUUUGAUGUUACAUCAAUAUGGUUGGGUUUUUAACAUACCAGUUGACAUUGUAGAGUUAGAAAUUCCUGAUUAUUUUACUGUCAUCAAGCAUCCGAUGGAUUUAGCUACUGUGAAGAGUCAAAUAACUUCUAGCCAAUAUUCUAGUCCCAUAGAUUUUGUUACUGAUGUGCGGCUAACUUUCUCAAAUGCAAUGAUUUACAACUCUCCUGGCAAUAAAAAGCUUGUGGAUGCCUAUAUGUUGGAGAAGCAGAAGGUCCAGGAAAAAGCUGAGCCUUGUGAACUGGAGGAAAAUGUGGGUUCUAGUUUAACUUUAGAUCCAAGCAAAGGGAAUCAUAGUAAUUCAGAAACUAGAAAGGUUUCAAUUAAUAUGACUGGCCAAGUUGAGCAGAGUUCCUAUUCUAAGGUAGUUACUGUUUCGGCGAAAGCCUGUCUAGAGGGGGAGAAUGCUUCAGAAAGGCAAGUCUCCCCAAAAAAGCUCUACCGUGUAGCUUUAUUAAUAAACGACUUUGUCAGCACCAUACCUAAAGCCCAUGAAAAGACAUUUGAAAAGAUGGAGAAGAUUGUUGAUAUCAAUAAAAGCUGUCAACUUUUGAAAGAUCUAGAGAUUCUAAGAGUUGUAUGA